Molecule: messenger RNA, 945 nt
Organism: Carlito syrichta (Philippine tarsier)
Lineage: Eukaryota; Metazoa; Chordata; Mammalia; Primates; Tarsiidae
Gene: ABHD17A
Product: abhydrolase domain containing 17A
Exons: 3
Coding region: 238-942 (234 amino acids)
Biological process (GO): protein depalmitoylation
Cellular component (GO): plasma membrane; endosome membrane
Molecular function (GO): palmitoyl-(protein) hydrolase activity
Source: RefSeq, a predicted model, not a curated record
GGGCUUCCCGCUACUUGAUGUGGACACCUGUGGCAGUGAGGCUCCUGGGGGCUCGACUUGGACCGCGAUGGGGCCGGGCUGUGGCCUCCUGAGGGGGCUGUCGUCUGGGGCGGUGGCCGGGGGGCGCCCACCCCCCUGCCCACGACUCGGAGCACCCUCAACAUCCUGCUGGGCCACGCCGGGCGGUGUCAUCCGCGGGGACUGUGGGGGAGGCCCAGCGCGGGCCCGGCGCACGCCAUGAACGGGCUGUCGCUGAGCGAGCUCUGCUGUCUCUUCUGCUGCCCACCCUGCCCCGGCCGCAUCGCCGCCAAGCUCGCCUUCCUGCCGCCAGAGCCCACCUACUCGCUGGUGCCUGAGCCUGGGCCUGGUGGGGCUGGCGCUGCGCCCUCGGGGGCUCUGCGGGUGUCCUCGGGCGCACUCGGGCGCUGGAAGCUCCACCUGACAGAGCGCGCGGACUUCCAGUACAGCCAGCGCGAGCUGGACACUGUGGAGGUCUUCGUGACCAAGAGCGCCCGUGGGAACCGUGUCUCCUGCAUGUACGUGCGCUGCGUGCCCGGUGCCAGGUACACGGUCCUCUUCUCCCACGGCAACGCGGUGGACCUGGGCCAGAUGAGCAGCUUCUACAUCGGCCUGGGCACACGCAUCCACUGCAACGUCUUCUCCUACGACUACUCGGGCUACGGCGCCAGCUCAGGCAGGCCCUCCGAAAAGAACCUGUAUGCGGACGUGGACGCCGCCUGGCAGGCGCUGCGCACCAGGUACGGCAUCAGCCCGGACAGCAUCAUCCUGUACGGCCAGAGCAUCGGCACGGUGCCCACCGUGGACCUGGCCUCGCGCUACGAGUGCGCCGCGGUGGUGCUGCACUCGCCGCUCACGUCCGGCAUGCGCGUGGCCUUCCCGGACACCAAGAAGACCUACUGCUUCGACGCGUUCCCCAAGUGAGCG